Molecule: messenger RNA, 7146 nt
Organism: Paramecium primaurelia
Lineage: Eukaryota; Ciliophora; Oligohymenophorea; Peniculida; Parameciidae
Source: the annotation of a GenBank genome assembly
AUGGGUAAUGAGAUUUCUAAUGGAAGUCCAGGAGACCUGGAAUAAAUGAAAAGAUUCAUGAAUAUGUCACCAGGUUAAGUUAAAUUGAUAAAGUAAUUGAGUUAUACAAAUUGUAUUUUAGAGAGAAAUUUGAAUUGAUGGCAGAUGAGGAUCUCACUAUUGAUAGAAAUGGGUUUAUAUAAUUGAUGAAAUUGAAGGAGACUGAAGUAGAUAAAGUGUUUUAAUUUUUUGACAUCAGCAAUGAUGGUAGAAUUGACAGUCAUGAAUUUGUAUGUGCUUUAAGUCUUUUGAGUUAAGCUACCUUAAAGGUAUUUCUAGAAUUAUUAUAUCUAAGGAAAAAGCAAAUAUAAUAUUUUCCUUAUAUGAUUUUGAUCAUAACAAAACAAUAACUCGAAAUGAAUUAGUCAUUUUGAUUAAGACUACUUUAACAGCUUUAGGAGCCAUGUCAUAGAAAGGAGAAUGUACAAUCUAAGAGGCAGAGAGAAUCUCAGAUGAAUUGUUAAGGAAAUAUGAUACAAAUAAAGAUGCAUCAAUAUCUUUGUCUGAAUUUCAUAGGUAUGUUAAUAUUAAUUAAUUAUUUUGCAGUCUUCUAUCUAAAGAUUAAGAUGUACUUAAGAUGCUACUAUCUUAUGGAUUAUGCUCAGUUGAAGAUUUGAGAUCUGAUUUUGGAGGAGCCUAAUAAGGUGAUGUUCCUUAUCCAGAUUCUGAUUUGGAGAGUGAAACAUAGAGAAGAUUAUUGGCAUAUGAUUAAAAAAGAGAAAUGAGGAAAAUUGGAAUAGAAACUAAUCUUGAGGAGGACAAUAAUCAAUUAUAAUAAGAAUAUAAUUAGAAAGCUCAUAAGGUGACAAAUAAAGAAGUUUGGAAAAAUUAAGUAAAGAAUGGUUAACCAUCUUCUUGGAAACCAGGUAAAGGUGAUAUAAAUCCACCAAGUACAUUUAUGGAAUUAGAUUAUAUAUAUGGAUUUAGAAGUUUUGAUACUAGAAACAAUAUUAAAUUUGUUGAUUAAGAAUUAGUUUAUUUUACUGCUGCAGUUGGAGUGGUUUAUAAUCCAUAAACAAAUUAAUAAAGGUUCUUUUUUGAACAUACUGAUGAUAUUACAUGCAUAGAUGUUUAUGAUAAGUAUAUUGCAACAGGUUAGGCUGGAUCCAUUCCUCCAAUAUAUAUUUGGGAAGUUAAAGAUUAAAUAGAACCUUCUAGAGCUGCUUUUAAAGGAAUUUUACGUUAAGGAGUAUAAUGUUUAGCCUUUUCAAAUGAUGGCAAGAAAUUAGCUGCUGUAAGUAUGGAUGAUGAACAUACAUUGGUUGUUUAUGAUGUAGAUAAAGGAAUAGAUGCAAGAUUAAAAGGUGAUAUAUCAUAGGCUUUAUUAGCCACAGGUAAGGGUCCUAGAUCAUUUGUAUUUGAUAUUAAAUUUGAUAAAGUUGAUAAAUAUUUGAUUUUGGCAUGUAAGAAUGAAGUAUACUUUUGCAGUUAUGAUUAAAAUCAAAUAAGAUUGAAUCUAGGAAUAUGGGAUACAAAAACAUCACCAUUCUCAUCUGUAUUAUGCAUAGCAUUAUGCGAUAAUAAUGUGAUAACAGGUACAUAUAGAGGAUAGUUAUUGAUUUGGAAGAGCAAUAGAGCUACUACAGCAGUAGAUGCUCAUAAAAGUGCUGUUCUAGCAAUUCAUACUAAAAAAAGUUAGGAAGGAGGUGUAGUAUCAGGUAGUAAAGAUGGAACAAUUAUAGUAUGGGAUAUAAAUAUGAAAGCUAAAGAAAAGAUAAAUGUUCUCAAUUUAAAUUUAAAAAUAUUUAAUUUCAAAGUAUAAAGUGUUACAAUAGGACCAAAUGAUUAAGAGAAAUCUGUUCAUUUAGUAUUUGGAACAAGAGGAUCAGACAUGGUAGAAGUUCAAGGAUAAAAAAGUAAAGUUUUAAUGAGAGGACAUUCAGUUGGAGUAUUAAGAGGUUUAGCUAUACAUCCAAAAUUUCCUACUUUUUACACUAUUGGUGAAGAUAAUAUUUUAGCUUGUUGGUUGAUUAAAGAUAAGAAGAUGUCUAAUUGCAUGAAAUUAGAUUAUCCUAGUAGUGCUAUUCAUAUUAGCAAGGAUUAUAAAUAUUUGGCUGUAGGUAGUACUAAUGGAACUGUACUUAUUAUUGAUCCUAAAACAUUAAUGCCUACUUUUAAUUUUAAAGAUAGAGAUGCUGAAGUUUCAUGUCUUAAAUUUUCACCUGAUACUGAAUAAUUAGCAGUUGGUCAUGAUGCACCAAGUUGUGAUGUCAUUAUAUAUUCCAUAAAGAAUCAUUUUAAAAAGACAAAUGUAUUACGUGGUUCUCCUGCUAGAGUUAUUAGUAUUGAUUUUUCAUCUACAUGCAGAGUUUUAUAAAUUAAUGAUUGGAGUUAAUAAGUACUUUAUUAUGAAUUAGGAGGAGAAAAUAAUCAAAAAGUAUAACCUGAUGGAGCAUCUAAAUAUAAAGAUGAAAAAUGGGCAACAUAUACAGCCAUUUAUGGAUGGCAUGUUUUGGGAGUAUGGCCUCUUUUAUCAGCUGGUUGUGAUAUCAAUGCUGUAGAUAGAUCUAAUAAAGGAGAUAUUUUAGUUACAGCAGAUGAUUAUUCUGGAAUCAAGAUAUUUAGAUAUCCUGCUGCAUAACCAGGUUAAGGAUUUUAGAGAUAUGUGGGACAUGCUGCUCAUGUAACAAACAUUAGAUUUACAGCAGAUGAUGAAUAUAUCAUAUCUUUAGGAGGAGCAGAUAAAUCAAUUAUGUAAUGGAAAGUAUCACAUGAUAAAGAUGCUUAGAUAGAGUAAGAUUAAGCAUGUGAAUCUAUUUAAGAUGUUUAGAUAUCUAAGGAUUAUUAUAGACUCAAUUUAAAUGAAGAGGAGAAUAAAUAAGAAGGAUAGAAAUAAUAUUAAGCAUUUGUUAAAGCUACUUAACCAACUAAUUUUAAAUUUGAUGAGAAGAAAUAUAAUGUAUUGCCAUAAGGUAAUUUAACACUUGAUUAUGUUUUGGGUAUGAAAACAGAUUAAUUGGGUUAAGAUUAUUUUAAUGGAGUUAAAUUAUUAGACAAUGGUAAAAUAGCAUUCUCUUGUGGAGCUGUUGGUAUUGUUAUGGAUCCAAAUAUUCCUAUUGGAUAAUAAUAUUGUAAUUAGACUUAUUUCAGAUAUCAUUAGGAUGAAAUUACUUGUAUUGCUAUUCAUCCAAGAGGAAGAAUUGUUGCAACAGGAACUAAAGCUUUUGCUUUAAAUGAGAAAUAAUUAACAGCAAUAUGUGUUUGGGAAGCUGAAUCAAAGAAGGUUUUGUCAAUGUUAAAUGAUUUUCAUACUAAAAUGAUUUAUUGUUUAGAGUUUUCAUAUGAUGGUGUCUUUUUAUUAUCAUUUUCUUCAGAAUAUUCAAUAGCAAUUCAUGAUUGGCAAAUUGGAUAAUUGAUUAUUACUGUAAAGACUUUGAGAUCUAAUAUUUAUGGAAUUUGCAGUAAAUCAGCAAAUGAAUUUAUGUCUUGUGGAUAAAAAAGUGUUACAUUUUAUAAAAUGAAUGGCAGAAAUAUAAAAUGUUAUCCAGGUAUCUUAAAUAAUAAUCAAUUUGAACCUAUGUUAUGUUGUUGUGUUGCAUUUAAAGAUUCAUAUGAAAUUACAGGAUCUGAUAAUGGAAACAUCUUUCUUUGGAAGGAAAAUAAAAACAUUAAACAUUAUUAAGCUCAUAAAUCAAAAGUAAGUUCAUUAGUUGCUGUUGGAAAAACUUAAUUAUAUAGUAGUGGUUUAGAUGGAUAAAUUAAAUUAUGGGAAAUGAAUGGAAAUAAUUUAAAUAACAUUGCAACAGUUAUUGAUAUUACUGAAGCUCUUCAUUAGCCUAAAUAAAUUGGUAUUAUAUCAAUGGAUAUUAAGAAUGACUAUAUUAUAAUAGCAACAAAAUAAGCUCAAAUGUAUCAUGCUCCACUUAAAAAUGUAUAGAAUUUGAAAUUAUUACUUGAUUGUCAUUAUGGUGGAGAAGUUUGGGGAGUUGCAGCUAGUCGUAAUUCAUAAACCAUUAUUACUUGUGGAGGAGACAGUGUACUUCGUUAAUGGGAUAUCAAUUAAUAUACUUUGGUUAAGUGUUCAUCUCCAUUUGAAAAUGAUAUAAGGGCUGUGGAUUGGAGUGCUGAUGGUAAAUACAUAGUAGUAGGAGAUAUACGUGGAUGUAUUUAUUUAGUAGAACCCACAAAUAUGAAUAUUUUGGAUAAAAAGAAUUCUAAAGCAGGUUCUUUGAAAUAGAAUGCAUAAGGAAAAACAUUUUGGAUUGAGGAUAUUAAAUUUUCACCUGAUAGUACUAAAAUUGCAUUUGGUGCUCAUGGUACAUAAUCAUAAGUAGAAGUAUGGGAAAUAGAAGGAGGAAAAUUUAGUAAAUAAAGUUCAAUAAAUAUCUCAUUAAAUAGUAGUUUAAUUAAAUUAGAUUGGGCUAUGGAUUCUAUUCAUUUAGUAGUAAAUUCAUCAACUUAUGAAUUGAAAUUUGCAAAUGUUUAAUCUUUGAAAGAUGUUCCAGGACCUUAAGUUAAAGAAUUGGAUUGGUAUACAUGGACAUGUUUAUUUGGUUUUAAUGUAUAAGGUAUCUAUAAAAAGGAUGAAUAUUCAGUGACUGCAGUUUGUGUAGAUAAUUAAAAGUAGAUAUUGGCAACAGGAGAAUAUAAUGGUAUAAUAAAUUUGUAUUAAUAUCCUGCUGUUUGUUAAUUCAAUUAAAUUCAUAAAGAAUAUUUUGGACAUGCAAAUGCUAUUACAAGAAUGAGAUUCUCAUUUGAUGAUAGUAAAUUGAUUUCAACUAGUGGUAUGGAUAGGGGAAUAUUCAUAUGGAAAACAGAUUGGUCUAAAUCUUAAUAAUAGUUAAUGUUAUAAGAUGAAAAUGCUUAUGGAAAAUUGGAUGAGGAUAUUGAUGAUUUGGCUGCUUUAGCAGUUCCAUAAGAAAAAACAAGAAGACUAGGAUCUGAUAAAUAUGGAAAAGUGAGAAGAAGAGAUAAUCAAAUAGAAAAGAAUGAAGAUUAAUAGAAUAAUAAUGAAUAGAAUGAGAAAGGAGAUGAAUUCACUAUUAUUAGACCAUGGAUGGGAGCUGUCAAGGAACCUUCUAAUUAUUAUAAAGAUCCAUUAAACUAAAAUAAAUAGCCUUUAGUGGAAUUAACAUUAGAAUAUGUUCAUGGUUAUCGCAGUAAAGAUUGUAGAAAUAAUGUGAAAUACUUAAAGAGAGGAUAGAUUGUUUAUAAUGCAGCUGCAUUAGCAGUUGUUUUAGAUCCAAAUUCUAAUGCAAAUACCAAUUCAAAUUCACAAAGGUUUUUCAAUCACCAUACAGAAGAUGUAGUCUGUUUGGAUGUGUCAAAUGAUCAUCUAAAGGUUGCCACUGGAUAAUUAGGAGCUAAUCCUAUUAUAUAUAUUUGGGAAAGUAAUACUUAAGCAAUUAUCUGCUCAAUGAAAGGUUAUUUUACAAAAGGAAUCUUGCAAUUAGCAUUUAAUGAAUCAGGAGAUAAAUUAGCUGCUAUAGGAAUGGAUGAUUGUCAUUAAUUAUGUAUUUUUGACAUAGUAACUAAAUCUUAAACUGGAGGAACUUUGUUGGUUAGAGAUCAAAUUGGUAAGGAUAUUGUUACAAAUAUUAAAUGGAAAAAUGAUUAUGAAUUUGUUACAUGUGGAUUAAAUCAUCUAAAAUUCUGGAAAUUAGGACAUGGAGGUUUGAAUUUUAGUAAAGCCUAUCCUUAAAAACCUCUCUCAUAUAAAUAUUUAUGUGCAGCUGUCAAUAAUGAUGAUUAUUUAUUAGGUGGUGUAGAUGGAUCUUUAUAAAUUUAUUCUGGUGGCAAAUUUACUUCUUAUUUCUAAUAUUUAGAGGCUAAUAGAUCAUUAGAAGCAAUUGAUGUUUCCAAAGAUUUGUAAUUAUAUAUUUAUAAUAAUUAUUAGUAUUCUUAUUGGAGGAGCUGAUUCUAAGAUUGUAAUAAUAGAUUCCAAGACAUAUAAAUAAAUAUUAUCUUUUAAACUAUCUGAAUGUAUGAGAAAUUCAUUGGGUUUAGAAGUUAAAUCAAUUUAAUUAGGUUAUGAUUAAAAGACUUUACUUAUAUCAACUAAUGCUGGUGAUAUAGUUGAAUUAGUUACUAAAGAUGCCAAAAUCAAUAUAAAUUCUAAAUUUGCUGUUUCUAAGACUUUAAUGAAAUCUCAUUGUUCCCCAAAUAAAAGAUCUUUAAAUGAAAUUUGGGGUUUAGCUAUUAAUCCAUAAGAUUCUGAUUAAUAUUAUACUUGUGGAGAUGAUGGAACUUUAAGAUCUUGGUCAAUAAGUUAAAAAAAGAUGUUAAAUUGCAUCAAAACCAACCUUGAUUCUAAUGGAGUAGAAAUUAAACAAGAUGAAGUUGGUGAAUUACUUGAUAGUACAAAAGGUAGAUGUAUAGCUGUUUCUUUGGAUGGUAUUUCUAUUUGUGUUGGAUUUAAAGAUGGAACAUUUAGAGUAAUAUAUAAUUAAUUAACAUUAAGAUUUAUGAUAAAGAAUUUAAAUAAAAAUAUGUGAAUAGAUUAGCCAAAGAAUGGAUUAGUGAUAUUAAAUUUAGUCAUGAUUAAUCUUGGAUUGCAAUUGGAUCUCAUGAUAAUUCCAUAUAUAUUUAUAGUUUUCCAGAUAUGAAAUAACGUUACAAACCAUUAAAGAAACAUUCAAGUUAUAUUACUCAUAUUGAUUUUUCAAUAGAUGGAAAUCAUUUACAUAGCAAUUGUGGAGGGUAUAUAAUUAAUAAAUAUUUUAUAAAGAUAUGAAUUAUUGUUUUGGGAACUUCAAACUGGUAAAUAAUUACCAAAUGGAGCAAAUUAAUUAAGAGAUGAAAAAUGGCUGACUUGGACUACACCAUAUGGAUGGCCUGUUUAAGGAAUAUGGCCAGAUAUUUAAGAUGGUAGUGAUAUUAAUGCUGCUGUAAGAUCAAAUAAAACAUAUAAUGAAAAAGAUAAACCACCUGAUAAUUAUUAUUUAAUUGCAACUGGUGAUGAUAAUUCUUAAAUUAAAUUAUUUAGGUAUACUUUAUUUAUAUUAUUAUAGAUAUCCAUGUGUAAAGAAAGGAUCAUAAUAUAUAUUAGGAAGAGGACAUUCAUCACAUAUUACCAACAUUGCAUGGUCUAUGGAAGAUCAUUAUCUAUUUAGUAUUGGAGGUGAAGACAAUUCUAUUUUCUAAUGGAAAGUAAGUAAAUUGAGAUGA